This is a messenger RNA of Ceratina calcarata, 1662 nucleotides long. RefSeq names its product phenoloxidase-activating factor 2. Gene Ontology annotation, biological process: proteolysis. The transcript is spliced from 6 exons. Gene Ontology annotation, molecular function: serine-type endopeptidase activity. The coding region runs from base 128 to 1486 and encodes 452 amino acids. Lineage: Eukaryota; Metazoa; Arthropoda; Insecta; Hymenoptera; Apidae. The record is from RefSeq and is a predicted model, not a curated record.
UGUGUGUAAACGAAGAAAUCGCGGCGUCGAACGGUCAGCGCGUUGCAAUCGUACGACGUUUCUUGAACAGGAAAUUCAACGGUUGAUUUGAUUACCCAAGAUCGGCUUACAGACCUUGAACACAGAAAUGCGAAGAAUACUUUUGAUACUGGUAAUGGUCAGCCUCUCGAGGGCUGUGCCAGCUCCUCAGCAGGAUACUGGAAAUUUGAAUUCGUUGAUAUCGAGCGUAUUCGGUACAUCCACCACACCAACCCCUCCCGAGAGUCGAAAUUCGAGCGGCGAUCUGGCUUCCCUUAUUAGCGAGUCGUUCGGGCAACCGUCGACCACGCCGGAUACGAUUUUAGGCACGCAGAAUAAACAACGACCGAAACCGCAGGGUUGCGAAUGCGUGCCGUACUAUCAGUGUCGAGAGGGCACCAUUUUGGAUAACGGCAUUGGAUUGAUCGAUAUCAGGUCCGAUUUCGGUGAUGACAAUAACAGUACGAGUAUGAGUACGAGCGCGGGUACAAUUACGAAUCCGCGUACAGAAGGAGGGCUUGGUGAUUGCGAGAAUUACUUGGACGUUUGCUGCAAGGCACCUGACAGGAUUGAUGAAGAGGACAGAAUAUCGAGACCGAAGCCAAUUCCAAGGAAAGGCUGUGGGGUACGGAAUCCGAACGGUGUCGGUUUCAGGAUCACCGGCAACACUAAUAAUGAGGCUCAAUUCGGAGAAUUCCCCUGGAUGGUAGCUAUAUUGAAGGAAGAAAUUAUCGGCGAAAAUAAACAAAAGCUGAACGUCUACCAAUGCGGAGGAUCCUUGAUUCACAAGCAAGCUGUUUUAACCGCAGCUCACUGCGUACAAGGAAAACAACCAUCUGAACUGAGAAUUCGUGCCGGAGAAUGGGACACGCAGACAAAGAACGAGAUUUUCCCUCACCAGGAUCGCAAUGUGCAAAACGUAAUCGUUCACGAUAAAUAUUAUGCAGGAGCUCUCUAUAAUGAUUUCGCUCUUCUAAUUCUAUCCGAGCCGCUGGACCUUAUGGAGAACGUAGAUAUUAUUUGCCUACCAGAACCAAACGAAGUCUUUGACAAUACCCGAUGCUUUGCAAGUGGUUGGGGAAAAGACAUAUUCGGUAAAGAGGGUCAUUACCAAGUAAUUUUGAAGAAAGUAGAACUGCCGGUGGUACCACGUGAUUCAUGUCAGAACAGCCUCCGAAGCACGCGAUUAGGAAAAUAUUUUAAUCUUCACGAAAGCUUUAUAUGCGCCGGCGGAGAGCCUGGCAAAGAUACGUGCAAGGGAGACGGAGGGAGCCCGCUCGUGUGCCCAAGCAAAAACAACCCUAACAAGUACAUACAAGCAGGUAUCGUGGCAUGGGGAAUCGGUUGCGGUGAAAAUGGAACCCCGGGUGUUUACGCUAACGUCGCUUUGGCGCGAGAUUGGGUCGACGAACAAAUGGCUUUUUACAGUUUGGACAAUACCGUCUAUUCAAGCCGAAAAACAGACUGAGCUUUGUUACAAAGCCUUAUCAUCGUUUUACUUAAAUUUCUACGCAGAGAUUAAUAAUCGUCUAAAGACUGCUGUAUUGUUCGUACGUAAUUUUCAAAACAAUAAUGUACGCGUGAAUGCGCAAUCUUGUUUUUAAUAAAAACAAUUGUACUGGCAGGUACUUAUUUCUAUACUUC